AUGGGUCCGGGAAGUGUUCUGGGCGAAGGGGGGGCGGCAGGAGGCGCAGCGCCUUCGACAGCAGCGCCUUCGACAGCAGCGCCUGAAGCGUCGGCGCGUGUAGCAUCCGCGCCGUUGGCGGAGGGGGAAAAGUUCAAGGUGCUCUUCUGUGGAGACGAGUUCCCCGAAGCCUACACCUACUCCGCCGAGCUUCUACACAAAGAGCCCAACAUGGAAGUUUCCUGGCACCCGCGGGCCGAAAUCCCUCGGCGAAUCAGGGACUGCCACGUCGUCGUGCCACGGAUGACCCGGCUGGACGCUGGAACCAUCGCGGAAGCUUCCAAGCUGAGGCUGAUAGUGCAGUUCGGGGUGGGAUUAGAGGGGGUUGACGUGGCAGCAGCAACAGCAAGGGGGAUUAGGGUGGGGAGAAUCCCGAGCGCUGAUACAGGGAAUGCUGUCUCCUGUGCCGAGCAUGCCAUCUACCUCGCUCUGGCGCUCCUAAGAAAGCAGGUGCGGUUUAGAGUGGUGUUGUGGGUUGAACUGGGCUGGUGGGGUUGGAGGGGGUGGAUGUGGCAGCAGCAUCGGCGAGGGGGAUCAGGGUGGGGCGAAUCCCAAGUGCCGAUACAGGGAAUGCUGUGUCCUGUGCUGAGCAUGCCAUCUACCUUGCUCUGGCGCUCCUAA
Closterium sp. Yama58-4 is the source of this 660-nucleotide messenger RNA. The record is from the annotation of a GenBank genome assembly. Lineage: Eukaryota; Viridiplantae; Streptophyta; Zygnematophyceae; Desmidiales; Closteriaceae.